AUGACCGUGGAUGCAGCAGCGGGUGGUGCAUUGAUGAACAAAAGUGUACGAGAUGCAAAACAACUCAUAGAGGAUAUGGCACAGAAUCAUUUCCAGUGGUCAGAUGAGCGCUCUUUAUCCAAAAAGAGCGGGAGGUAUGUUGUAGAUGCAUUAGACCACAUUGCUUCUAGAGUAGAUGCUUUAUUUCAAAAAUUUGACAAGAUGAGCAUGAAUUCAGUAGCAUCUAACUCUACUAACUGUGAAAUAUGUGGUAUCAUUGGACAUUCUGCUGUGGAAUGUCAAAUUGGAAACUCCCCUUCCCCUGAUGCACCAUUAUCUGAACAUGUUAAUUAUAUGAAUAAUUUUAAUCAGAAAGGGGACCCUUUUUCCAAUACAUACAACCCGGGGUGGAGAAAUCAUCCUAAUUUAUCCUAUAAAAAUCCACCCCUGAACCCAAUUCCUCACUCAAAUUUUCGACCUCCAGGUUUUCAAACCCCUAGACUCCCUUACCCUAGUCCCCAAAAGUCCAACUUAGAAAGCUUGAUGGAAAAUUUCGUGACAUCCCAGAAUAAGCAAAAUGAAGAAUUUAGAAAUCAGAAUAGGAUCAUGAAUGAUGCCAUUAAGAACCUAGCCUCUAAAGUUGACUCCUUAGCCACCCACAACAAAAUGCUAGAGAGUCAGGUCACUCAACUAGCCCAACAAUUUAACUCUUCUUCUAGGUCUUUGGGUAUGUUUCCUGGACAACCUAAAACCAACCCCAAGGAAUCUAUCAAUGCCAUUACACUUAGGAGUGGAAAAGAGCUAGAGACACCAAUGAUGAGGAGUGAUCAUAGGGAUGUGGGUGAUGAGAGUGAGAAGUUGGUGACAAGUGAGAAAGAGCAUAUUGGUGAGAAAGGGGAGAAGGUUGAGAGAUAUGUAGCACCUGCACCUUAUAAGCCUCCACUACCCUUCCCUCAAAGGCAAGUUAAAGCUAAGUUGGAAAAACAGUUUGGGAAAUUCAUAGAAAUAUUAAAAAAAUUGCAUAUUAACAUCCCAUUUGUUGAAGCCAUUUCCCAAAUGCCAUCCUAUGCCAAAUUCUUAAAGGAGAUUCUAUCAAAUAAGAGGCGAUUAGAGGAAUAUGAGACUGUAGCCUUGACCCAAGAGUGUAGUGACAUCAUACAAAAUAAGCUACCACCUAAGCUUAAAGAUCCUGGCUCAUUUUCAAUCCCUUGCACAAUUGGUGAUAUGUCAAUUAAUCGUGCUCUAUGUGAUCUCGGUGCUAGUGUCAGUCUUAUGCCAUUGUCUAUAUGUAACAAGUUACAGAUGGGAGACUUGAAGCCUACUACUAUCUCCCUCCAAUUGGCGGAUCGAUCGGUUAAACGUCCGGUAGGUAUAUUAGAGGAUGUACCCAUCCAGGUUGGUAAAUUCUUUAUUCCAGUUGAUUUUGUUAUUCUUGAAAUAGAGGAGGAUUCUCAAAUCCCUAUUAUAUUGGGAAGACUUUUCCUUGCUACCGCUGGAGCGAUAAUUGAUGUGAAGAAUGGAAAGCUCUCUCUCAAUAUAGGGGAUGAAAAGGUGAAUUUUGAUUUGUUUUCUGCUAUGAAGUUUCCACUAAUUGAUGAUACUUGUUGCAGGAUUGACACGAUUGACAUGGUGGUUAGAGAAGAUUUUACCAGAGAUAUCUCAAGUGAUCCACUUGAGAAAUGUUUAGUAAAGAAUGGGGUACCAGAUGAUGAUGAUCAGGAAAUAACUUCCUAUGUUACAAUGCUUGAUGAAAAGCCAACCUACACCAAAACCACCUACAUCAAAGAACCUGAUAUAGUGGUCAAAAUUGCAAGGGGGCUGAAUGACCAGGUUGUGUCUGUAAACACAGAUGUGUCAAAAAGCAGCAGAAACAGCCCAGAACAGGUUUGUGAAGAGAAAACUGCACCUGGGAAAAUGCUGAAUAAUGAUUCCACACGGCCAUGGUGUGUCCGUAGACACAGUCGUGUCAAAAAGCAGUAG
This is a messenger RNA of Asparagus officinalis (garden asparagus), 1959 nucleotides long. RefSeq lists its product as uncharacterized. Bases 1 to 1959 code for a protein of 652 amino acids. NCBI's taxonomy places the organism in Eukaryota, Viridiplantae, Streptophyta, Magnoliopsida, Asparagales, Asparagaceae. The transcript has a single exon. The record is from RefSeq and is a predicted model, not a curated record.